ACUAACACAGCUUUUGGGAAACAAAAACAAAAAAUCCAGUAACCCCAACCCACACUGUCUUCUUUGGUUCUAUGUCUUCUUCUUUCUUCUUCGCACUGUAACUCUCUUGGGGUCUCAGUCUCAGACAGACCCAAAACCCAGAUACCAAAGUGAACUCCCCACAUCCCCCACAAUACCACAACCACAAAUUAAACCCAAAAGGAAGAAACUUGCAAGAUAAUGCAAGGAUCUGUAGCUGAACCAGAACCAGGGGAUGAGGAAGUGAAGCUCAAGCCUCUCUUCAACAAUGGCAGUCUCUAAGCUCACAAUCAUCUUGUCCUUAUUCACACUACUAUCCACACUCUUACAAGCUAAAUCUACACCACAAAUCAAGCAGGUAAAAGUACAAGACCAAGACGCACAGCCAUUUGUGGGUGUGAACAUUGGCACAGAUGUUUCGAAUCUAGUCUCUCCCUCUGCCUUAGUUUCGUUUCUCCUAGUCCAAAAGAUCACUCACAUCAGACUCUACGAUGCCAAUCCUGACCUCCUCAAAGCACUGGCUCACUCCAAGAUCCGAGUCAUUAUUAGUGUCCCAAACAACCAGCUCCUCGCCAUCGGCUCUUCCAACACCACAGCCGCUGCCUGGAUAGGCAGAAACGUUGUUGCUUUCUACCCUGAAACACUCAUCACUGCUAUUUCUGUAGGAGACGAGGUGUUAACCACUGUGCCUUCCUCAGGUCCUAUACUUCUCCCAGCUAUUGAGGCACUUUACAGUGCUUUAGUGGCAGCAAAUCUUCACACCCAGAUCAAGAUUUCGACCCCACAUGCUGCUUCUAUAAUCCUUGAUCCUUUUCCACCUUCACAAGCUUUCUUUAACCAAAGCUUGUCCUCAGUUAUUGUACCUUUGCUUCAGUUCCUUUCCAAAACUGGGUCACCUUUGAUGAUGAACCUUUAUCCUUACUAUGUGUUUAUGCAAAACAAAGGGGUGGUUCCUUUGGAUAACUCUUUGUUUAAGCCCUUAACACCUUCUAAAGAAAUGGUUGAUCCAAACACUUUGCUUCAUUAUACUAAUGUGUUGGAUGCUAUGAUUGAUGCUGCUUAUUCUUCCAUGAAGAACCUUAAUUUCACAGAUGUUGUGGUACUUGUCACAGAGAGUGGUUGGCCUUCAAAGGGUGAUUCUAAAGAGCCUUAUGCCACUAUUGACAAUGCUGAUACUUAUAAUUCCAAUCUUAUUAAGCAUGUUCUUGAUCGUAGCGGCACGCCUUUGCACCCGGAAAUCACGUCUAGUGUGUAUAUAUAUGAGUUGUUAAAUGAGGACUUGAGGUCCCCUCCGGUUUCUGAGGCCAAUUGGGGUUUGUUUUAUGGGAAUUCUACGCCGGUUUACUUGCUUCAUGUUUCAGGAAGUGGGACUUUUUUGGCUAAUGAUACGACUAACCAGACCUAUUGUGUGGUGAUGGAUGGAGUGGACUCGAAGACAUUGCAGGCGGCUUUGGAUUGGGCAUGUGGACCUGGGAGGGCUAAUUGCUCUGAGAUUCAACCAGGGGAGAAUUGUUACCAGCCUAAUAAUGUGAAGAGCCAUGCCACUUAUGCAUUUGAUAGCUAUUACCAGAAGGAAGGGAGGGUUGCUGGGUCUUGUGACUUCAAGGGUGUGGCUAUGAUCACCACCUCUGACCCAAGUCACGGGAACUGUAUUUUUCCUGGAAGUAAGCAGGCGACCAAUACGACAAGGCAAGUAGUGAACUCGACAGACAUGAGUGGUGCAGGGAACAGAGUAAGAUUCGUCACCUUCUGGAGCUGGCGAAUAAGUGCAAUCAACAAGUGGUGGCACUUUUUCUUAGUUUUAGCUUUCAAUAUUUUGUUAUUAUGGUGAGGUAGAAAAAAAAAAAAAACUAUUUUUUGAAUUAUAUUAUUAGUUUGUAAUAAGUUCGUUUAUGAUCCAAUGUUUAUUUUUUUUGGGGUGGGGGUUGGGGUUGGUAGUGUCCUCUUUUUGUAAUUAGCAUAAUUGCUAAAGUUAGAUUCAUAAAUUGUGGCAUUAAUACUGCUAAA
Molecule: messenger RNA, 2025 nt
Organism: Quercus robur (English oak)
Lineage: Eukaryota; Viridiplantae; Streptophyta; Magnoliopsida; Fagales; Fagaceae
Product: glucan endo-1,3-beta-glucosidase 1
Exons: 4
Coding region: 287-1849 (520 amino acids)
Biological process (GO): carbohydrate metabolic process
Cellular component (GO): plasma membrane
Molecular function (GO): hydrolase activity, hydrolyzing O-glycosyl compounds
Source: RefSeq, a predicted model, not a curated record